GGGAAGGAGGAGAGGCAGAGGCAGAGGCAAGCAGGGCAAAAGGAGAGCAGCCAGCCCCAGCCCCUCGGUGCCCCCUGGAGCCAGUGGUGGGGCGCGGCCAGUGCAUGAGGGCAGCAGCAGCAGCAGCAGCAAAGGCUGGAGGAGGAGGAGGAGGAGGAGGAGGCGAAGGCUGCCCGCCUGCUGCUGGGUCUCUUUGCCCGGGAGGCCGAGGCUGAGCUCCCGGGACAUGCGGCCUCCUCCCUUGCUGCCGCGGAGACGGCGACGGAGACGGAGGAGCAGGAGAUGAGGCUCCGCCAUGGCACCUUCCUCACCCUCCUCCUGGCAUCCCUCUGCGCCCUCUUCUCCCUCUCCUGGUACGGGGCCUUCGGGGGACACAAAGGUGACGUUGUGGAUAUCUAUCAGCGAGAGUUCCUAGCGCUGAGAGACCGCUUACAUGCUGCAGAGCAGGAGAGCCUUAAGCGGUCUAAGGAGCUGAACCUCGUCCUAGAUGAAAUAAAGCGAGCCAUCUCUGAGAAACAAGCCCUGCGGGAUAUAAACCGGACAUGGAGCAGCUUAUCUGAUGAAACAAAAUUAAAAUUGUGGAAUAUCACUAACAAGAAUGUGCUGCAUCUCCCCACCAUUUUUCAUCAUUUGCCACAUUUGCUGUCAAAAGAGAACAGCCUGCAACCAGCUGUGCAUGUUGGACAGGGGCGAACUGGAGUAUCAGUAGUCAUGGGGAUUCCCAGUGUCAAGCGGGAAGUGCAUUCCUACCUGACAGAUACCCUCAACUCUUUGAUCUUGGAACUCAACCAACAGGAGAAGGAAGACUCUGUCAUUGUUGUCCUGAUUGCUGAGACAGAUCCGCAGUAUGCAACAGGAGUGGCGGAAAAUAUCAAAAGCCUGUUCCCUAAGGAAAUACAUUCUGGACUUCUUGAAGUUAUUUCCCCUUCUCCUCACUUCUACCCAGACUUCUCCCGUCUCAGAGAAUCUUUUGGUGACCCUAAGGAACGAGUCAGGUGGAGGACUAAACAGAACUUAGAUUAUUGCUUUUUAAUGAUGUAUGCACAGUCCAAAGGCAUUUAUUAUGUUCAGCUGGAAGAUGACAUUGUAGCUAAACCAAACUAUCUCAGCACAAUGAAGAACUUUGCUCUGCAGCAGCCAUCUGAAGAAUGGAUGAUCUUGGAGUUCUCACAGCUUGGGUUCAUCGGGAAAAUGUUCAAGUCCCUGGAUCUCAGCCUGAUUGUGGAAUUCAUACUCAUGUUCUAUAAGGACAAACCCAUUGAUUGGCUCCUUGAUCAUAUCCUCUGGGUGAAAGUCUGCAAUCCAGAGAAAGAUGCAAAACAUUGUGACAGACAGAAGGCGAACCUGAGGAUCCGUUUCAAGCCCUCACUCUUCCAGCAUGUGGGAACACACUCCUCCCUGGCUGGUAAAAUCCAGAAGCUAAAAGACAAAGAUUUUGGGAAACAAGCUCUUCGGAAAGAACAUGUCAAUCCUCCUGCAGAAGUGAGCACCAGUCUGAAAACCUACCAGCACUUCUCCUUGGAGAAAGCCUAUUUGAGAGAAGAUUUCUUCUGGGCAUUUACCCCCACAGCGGGUGACUUCAUACGCUUUCGCUUCUUUAAGCCACUCCGCAUUGAACGAUUUUUCUUCCGUAGUGGCAACAUUGAACACCCCGAAGACAAACUCUUCAACACUACAGUGGAAGUCUUACCCUUUGAUAGUCUCCAGUCAGAUAAGGAAGCCCUGCAGGAGGGAAGAGCAACAGCAUUCAAGUACCACAGGACAUCUGACGGCUACAUACAGAUAGGCUCCUUCUCAAAAGGCAUUGCUGAAGGAGAAGUAGACCCUUCCUUUGGGCCCCUGGAAGCAAUACGACUGACCAUCCAGACUGACUCUCCUGUAUGGAUCAUCUUGAGCGAGAUAUUCCUGAAGAAAGCUGAUUGAACUUGAAGAUACAGAGAGUGAUGCACAAAGUCGCUAUCAGCUCUUCCCCUUUUCUUCCACUCUUCUAUGAAACUGCAGAUGGGGCAGAAUAUGAGCAGCUAACUCCUCACGCAAAGGUGCUUUCAAAGGGCACCUGACUGCUCCACAAACAGGAAGAAGAAGCUGGCAGUGAAACUUGGCAGGGCCUUGGAGUUUCCUGACCACACUUUCUAGGAGAAGAGAAGCAAUUUUCCCCCCAACACAUCGGUGCUGGACUGAACUAAAAAGCAGCAGCAGCACUGGGGCUGGCCUGUUGUGUACUCAGCUGGCUUUGCAGCUGUAAAAAAAGAACUAUGGAGAUGAAUGUUCUGUGUAAAAGAUUUACUUCUUUAGUCCCUCGAGCAAGGACCAGGGGAUUUCCACGCCUCCCCCCUGCCCCAACCCACCUCCCCUCAGUGUUGAUGCCUGAAUGUAUCAUCUAAGGGUGCAUUUAGAAAUACGGGUUUAAGGAGUGUGAAGGACAAGCGAGAGGGCAACUUGACUGUCAAGCUGUUAAAAGCUGUGGUGAAGCCCUGAGGUAUACUGUGAGAAGCAGCCACCUCCAGCCAACCUCUUGUGUAAGUAAAAGCAGUUGCUCCAGGCCCCUCCCGAGGAUUAAAUAUGUAGGGUGACUGGUCAGAGGUGGGGGAAGAGGAUGCCAGGUGGAGACAACAGAAUGGCAGGGAACUAAUAAUACCACACUGUGCCUGCCAGGGUGGUACAUGCCCCCAUCAUACAAUACAGUUCAUGUUGAAGUCACCAGUGUCUUCAUGCCUUGAGAACAAGUGCAGAGUCCAUCCUUUUAAAUCCAUAUCUCUGUUAUUUACUGGUUGGUGUAAGUUUUGAAGAAAAACAAACAUGUAGGCCAGUUUUCAAACAGUAGGGAUUAGAGUGUAAUUUUAAAAACAAAAAACAAAAAAACCCAAUGUCUCUAGCUAUACACUGGAAUGCAUUAUACUACUUUAAUGUGCUGUAUUUUUUAUUAUUGGAUACAUUUGAUUUUUUCAAGUAUAUCUAUAUAAAAUAUAUAUUAAAAUGUGCACUGUAAAAUUUUAAUUCUA
Molecule: messenger RNA, 3002 nt
Organism: Sceloporus undulatus (fence lizard)
Lineage: Eukaryota; Metazoa; Chordata; Lepidosauria; Squamata; Phrynosomatidae
Gene: MGAT4B
Product: alpha-1,3-mannosyl-glycoprotein 4-beta-N-acetylglucosaminyltransferase B
Exons: 15
Coding region: 283-1923 (546 amino acids)
Biological process (GO): protein N-linked glycosylation
Cellular component (GO): endoplasmic reticulum; endoplasmic reticulum-Golgi intermediate compartment; Golgi stack
Molecular function (GO): acetylglucosaminyltransferase activity
Source: RefSeq, a predicted model, not a curated record